GCCAUGGAGAAGAAAGCAGCAAAAACAACAAUCGCUUUUCUAUGCCCGAAGAAGGCUAUCAAGUCUUGAAGAAGAGCAAAGAAGAACACAAAAAAAGUCAGUUAUCUACUAAACUAGAAGAAACCAACGAUCCUUUAUCAUCUGUAUCACAGGAAGAAGGAAGAAGAACAUCAAUUGUAUCAACAGCAACUCAGUCAUUAUUGGGCGAACAUAUUACUGACAAGUUAGCCUUUAUCAAGAACAGCAUUAUCAUGAAUUCAGAUGACGAACAAGAAGAAGAAUCUAAUGCCACUAUAAAUAAUAAGGAUAGUGAUGUUGAAGAUAUACCAAGAACACUUCACAGAAGGGCAAGCUCGAUUCUAAAAGUUGGACAGGAUAUCGUAAAAAUGAUCAGCGGUGUUGCUGAAGAAGAACAAGAAGUACAAGAUACUGACCACAAAUUGUCUUCCUCUGUGUCUUCCACCACCUCCUCAUUCAUGACACCUUCCUCUUUGUUUUCUGCAUUGACAGGAGCUAUACCUGAAUCCUCUUUUUCUUCCUCUUCAGUAUCCACAAAGAAACGACAAGAAGAGGGUCUUGUUAACAACAUCAUUCAGGAAGAAGAUGAAGAAGACGAAGAAUUGUUUGAUUUCACCAAAGUAAUUGAGAUUGGAAAGAACGUAAAGACAUUUAGUAAAGGUGUUGUUGGCAACAGUAUUCGCAUGUUUAGUGAUGUUGCUACUCAGAUAAAGACAUCCAUCGAGGAAGAAGAGAUAAAGAGAAGACAAGAAGCAUUGGCAACAAUGAAGCAAGAUGAUCAUUCAGCGGAUGAGAAUGAAUGGAUGCACAAUUAUCUCUAAAAAAAACCAUUUAUUUAUAAAUACAUAAAAUA
Molecule: messenger RNA, 871 nt
Organism: Gilbertella persicaria
Lineage: Eukaryota; Fungi; Mucoromycota; Mucoromycetes; Mucorales; Choanephoraceae
Exons: 2
Coding region: 42-839 (265 amino acids)
Source: RefSeq, a predicted model, not a curated record